CACGCAAAGGUCCGGCCGCCGCCAGGUCGGCAACUUUGGGGCGCUCCCAGCGGCGCUCGGCUUCCUCCUGGAGUAGUUGCACGCAGGCCCCGCCUCCCGGCUGUGUUGUCAAACGGGCCGGGGUCUCGGAUUGGUCCAACCGCCGGGACAACACCUGCUCGACUCCUUCAUUCAAGUGACACCAGAGCUUCCAGGGAUAUUUCAGGCACCAUCCUCGCCGUUGCCGGGCACUCGCCGCGCUGCUAACGGCCUGGUCACAUGCUCUCCGGAGAGCUACGGGAGGGCGCUGGGUAACCUCCACCCGAGCCGCGGCCGCCUGGAGGAGGGAAAGGCGAGCGAAGAGGAAGAGUGGGAGGAGGAGGAGGAGGGGACGCGGCGGAGGAGGAAGAGGUGGAGGAGGAGGGGCGCACAAAGAAUCCAGGUCUCCUGGCGGGAGGUUUGCACCAAGAAACAUGUGUGCCGAGAGGCUCGGCCAGUUCGUGACCCUGGCUUUGGUAUUGGCCACCUUAGAACCGGCACGGGGGACCGACGCCACCAACCCGCCCGAGGGUCCCCAAGACAGGGGAUCCCAGCAGAAAGGCCGCCUAUCCCUGCAGAACACAGCCGAGAUCCAGCACUGUUUGGUCAACGCUGGUGAGGUGGGCUGUGGCGUGUUUGAAUGUUUCGAAAACAACUCUUGUGAGAUCCGAGGCUUACAUGGGAUUUGCAUGACUUUUCUGCACAACGCUGGAAAAUUUGAUGCCCAGGGCAAGUCAUUCAUCAAGGAUGCCCUGAAGUGCAAGGCUCACGCGCUGCGUCACAGGUUCGGCUGCAUAAGCCGCAAGUGCCCGGCCAUUAAGGAGAUGGUGGUCCAGCUACAGCGGGAAUGUUACCUCAAACAUGAUCUGUGCUCAGCCGCCCAGGAGAACAUCCGGGUCAUCGUGGAGAUGAUCCACUUCAAGGACCUACUGCUGCAUGAGCCCUAUGUGGACCUGGUGAACCUGCUGCUGACCUGCGGGGAGGAGGUGAAGGAAGCGGUCACCCACAGCGUCCAGGCUCAGUGUGAGCAGAACUGGGGGAGCCUGUGCUCCAUUCUGAGCUUCUGCACCUCUGCCAUCCAGAGGCCCCCCACGGCACCGCCCCAGCAACUGCCCCAAGCAGACAGGACCAAGCUCCCUCGGGCACACUCUAGGGAAGCCGGGCCCCACCUCGUCGAGCCCAGCAGCAGUAAGGAGACCAGCAGGGGAGCCAAGGGCGAGCGAGGGAGCAGGAACCACGCAAACGCCCACGCCCAGAGCCAAGGCAGCAGCCUCGGGACCCAGGAACCUUCUGGAAGCAGUGAGUGGGAAGAUGAACAGUCUGAGUAUUCCGACAUCCGGAGGUGAAAUGACAUAGUGGCGAGCCAUGAGCUUUUUCUUUUUUUCUUUUUCUUUUUCUUUCUCUCUUUUUUUUUCCUCCAUGCCGUCCAUUAUCUACUCUAUGGACAUUCCAGAACAUUUACCAUUCAAGAAAGGGGGAUGCCACAUGCAGAAUUUUUGUGAGGGAUUGAGAACUUCGUGCAGGUGUACGCUGAUGGGAUGAACAGAUGAGGCAAAGAGGUGGCGGUGAUACCGGGCCCCCGGGCACUGUGCACACUCAAGAGGGUGCAAGUACCCUCCCCCAUAUCCCAUUCUCCCCCUCUUCUGUCUUCUUUCCUUCCGCAGAGCACUCCGUGGUGGGGCAGGUGAGGUGGGACUGGGCAAGGGGC
Ochotona princeps (American pika) is the source of this 1726-nucleotide messenger RNA. It is a transcript of the gene STC2, whose product is annotated as stanniocalcin 2. The transcript is spliced from 4 exons. Gene Ontology annotation, biological process: intracellular calcium ion homeostasis. Gene Ontology annotation, cellular component: extracellular region. Gene Ontology annotation, molecular function: hormone activity. Lineage: Eukaryota; Metazoa; Chordata; Mammalia; Lagomorpha; Ochotonidae. The coding region runs from base 453 to 1364 and encodes 303 amino acids. The record is from RefSeq and is a predicted model, not a curated record.